This is a messenger RNA of Harmonia axyridis, 3735 nucleotides long. RefSeq names its product retinoblastoma-like protein 2. Gene Ontology annotation, biological process: negative regulation of G1/S transition of mitotic cell cycle; cell differentiation; regulation of transcription by RNA polymerase II. Lineage: Eukaryota; Metazoa; Arthropoda; Insecta; Coleoptera; Coccinellidae. Gene Ontology annotation, cellular component: chromatin; nucleus; transcription regulator complex. Bases 272 to 3100 code for a protein of 942 amino acids. The transcript has 17 exons. The record is from RefSeq and is a predicted model, not a curated record. Gene Ontology annotation, molecular function: RNA polymerase II transcription regulatory region sequence-specific DNA binding.
AGAAUUGAAGAGACUAUAUUCUAUGGUGCUCUGAUACUCUGGCGCCAACAAGACAAGUGAAACUUGGUUAUAUUUUUUAUCCCUAACAGAGAAACACCCAGAAAUAUUAUAGAUAACAAACAUGAUUUGUUUAUAUUUUGAUGCGUGUUAAGUAAAAUGGAAAACGCGCCAGAGAAAAGUGAAACAAAAAGUCCAGAGUGUGUUUACAUUUAGACAGUGAUUGAAGGAGUUCGGAGUUUUUGAAUUUAGAAUUAAAUAAAACUUUUCAAAAAUGGUUUUAGAAGACGUAGAAGAUCAAUUAUUCAAGAAACACGCAGAACUUUGCAAUAAACUCAAUUUAGAUAACAAAGCAGUAACAGAGUCUUGGGAAAGUUUCAAAAUUUUGAGCCAAAACUUUUUCCUAGAGGGUGAUCCUCUUCAUUGGCUGGGAUGUGCAGUAUUUGUAGCUUGCAGAAAAAGUAUCACUCCUACGGUUGGAAGUAGUGUCAUUGAGGGCAAUUGUGUUAGUCUUACAAGUUUACUACGUUGCUGUAAUCUGAAUCUGAUUCAAUUUUUCUUCAACAUACGGCGAUGGUCUGAUAUGACAGGUAUGCCUGAAGAGUUCAUCAAAAAAAUUGAUGCCUUAGAAGAGUCUUUUUCUGUUACUUGUAAUGUUUUCAAGGAAUACUGCGUAAUAUUCCCAAAAAUAUUUAAAACCCCUGAGCUGUCUGAUUUAGAAAUACCAAAACUGCACAGAAACAGAAAGCAGAAAAUUGGUUUCAGAUCUAUGCAAUGCACCCCUGCAAAAAUAUUUGAAUUCAUAUGGAAUCUUUACAUCACAAUAAGAGGAGAAGAUUCCAGCUAUAGUAAUGAUCUAGUGCAAUCAUAUCACCUACUUCUGGGAAUUUGUGAUUUAGCUUUUAAAAAUGCUUUCUUGACUGAAAGACGGGAUCUACUCAACCCACAAUUUUCAGGACUUCCAGCAGAUUGGUCAAGUCCUGAUUUUACAUGUCCUGCUGAUGCACCCUGUAUAAUAGAUAAAAUAAUAACCAACUCUUCAAACUCACUAGAUGCCAAAUACCUUGAGAAAUAUCAAUGCAGAAAUACUUUAACCAUGUUUUUCAAAAAUGGCAUUCUUCUUGGAAAUGAGAACAAUUUUGUUGGAUUAUUUGAUCCACAAGUGUUCGAGACAAACUUUAGGGAAAUAAAAAAAACUUAUGAAGCUCAGUUGUUGAGUAAUGGCGGCUUUGAUGAGAGAAUUUUCUUAGCUGAGUAUCGAAGAAGGAUUUUAGAGAAGGAACACGAGAAUCAGAAUAACUGGGGAACUAUUCCUCCACAAUCAGAAUCUGGAGAUGAAUUGCCCACUGAUUCCCCUAGUAAAUCUCACAGUUUUGGCACAAUUACUUCGAGGAUUUGCGAUACACCACUGACAGGUAGGAGAUUUUUGAGUCCCCGAGAGGGAAAAGAAGUUAGUUCUUUAGCAUCAGCAACGCAGAAUAUAGCUCGGCUUCAAGUGAUACUGAGUGGUAGGUCACCCCAACCCAGCGAUGCUUUGAAAAUAUUGUUUCAAUCUUCCUGUAUUUCUCCCAUUACGAAAAUUGCUGACAUAGUCACACGCUUAGGCGAGAAAUUCGUAAAUAGUUUUAUACAAAUAAAAAACUCCAUUAAUAUAGAUGAGCAGAAUGAAAAUGCAAAGAAUAGACUUCUUACAGGAACAAAACUUUUUUAUAAACUUGUAGAGAGCAUCUUGGAACAUGAGAAAACAAUAAAUAAGGAUAUUUCGGGUUUAGUUCAGAAAGAUAUUUUCUAUGAAUGUGUUUUUGCUUGUUCAAUGGAAAUAGUUCUUUACUGUUAUAAUUGCAACACAAAAUUCCCUUGGAUUAUAUCAGUUUUGGAGAUUGAUGCUUGCGAUUUUGUGAAAAUUAUUGAACUCAUUGUCAGAUCUAAAGACCCCUUCUAUAGAGAUACAAUAAAGCAUCUUAAUAAGAUUGAAGAAACUAUAUUGGAGUCUGUCGCCUGGAAAUCUGGUAGUAGUCUAUGGAACUUGAUCAAGCAGUAUGAUCAAGGUAUACCAAAAGAAGAGGAAGUAGCAUUACCAAGUCAAGUGUCCAGUAUAAAAGUUCAACGAGAUAUAAAACAACAAAUAAUUACUGAAGAACCUAAGACACCCACAAAACUUCAGUCACCUGGUCCUUCAGCUACAGAGCAGUUUCAAUCGCCCAUAAGCGUAAGUCGGCAGUUAUUUCCUGGAUCAAAAUCGGCAUCUCAAAAGUUGAAUGUUGAUGGUGAUCUUAAGAAUAGUCCUGUGGAGGAAGUAUCAGAUGAAACAGUCCCACCUGCAAGACCAAAAAGAACUGGAAGCUUGGCAAUUUUUUUCAGAAAGUUCUACAACCUAGCAGCAGUGAGAAUGAAACAUCUUUGUACCCAGUUGAACAUCAAUGAUAAUGAGCUGGAACGAAAAAUCUGGACUGUUUUCGAAGUUUCGAUACAAAAAAAAGCAGAAUCAUUGCUUAAAGACAGACAUCUUGAUCAACUAUUGAUGUGUGCAGUUUAUGUCAUUCCUAAAGUACUUCAAAAACCACAAACAUUCAUGGAAAUAAUGAAAUGCUAUAGGCAGCAACCUCAAGCUGAUAGUUACAUCUAUAGAGAUGUUUUAUUAGAAAAUAAAACUUCUAAAGUUGUUGAUGGUGUCAAGGAAGAAAUACCUGAAAGACGAGGUGACUUGAUCGAAUUCUACAAUUCUGUUUAUGUUAUUGAAAUGAAGGACUUCACAAUGAAAUUUGCGAAUGGGACACAGCCUUGUGAUAUUAUGGUCAGUCCAUUACCUGUGCCUUGUGGCAGGAGAUGUCUGGUUUCUCCAAGUGUUCAAAUAAUAAAGAAUGUUUUCGUGAAACCUUUAGAUAGUCCUGUAAUUCAGAAUCCAAGCAUCCGGAGUUACAAUUAUUUUUUCAGUAGAAGUCCCUCAAAGGAUCUAAAGGACAUCAAUAAAGCAAUUAAUAAUAAUGGCUUGAAUGUCUGUGGAAAACGACUCCUGAUCGAUGGUGAUGAAUUUCCCAGUAGUAAAAAAAUUGCAACAAGAAAAGUCCAAUCUCUACUGGAAGAAAGACGUAGGCAAUUCUGAGAAUAAUCUUUUUCCUAAUGAAAAACAUGAUCAUUUGAUCUAAUUGAAUAUUACCUUUGAAUUUUUUAAUAGAGAUUUGUUUUAAUAUCCGUCACAUAUUUUGACUUGAUAUAUUUUUAAUUAACUUAAUUAGGCCCUUGGAAAAUGUUUCAAAGUUUCAAAUGAAUACUAAUACGAAAAAUUAGGUAAACAUGGGUGAAUUAGAUAAUUUUUGCUUUGAAUAUAUUCUUAUUCAUUAAGUAGUACAAGAUUUAAUAUAUUGAUUUUAUCUUCACAACUUUGAUCUCAGCUUUGGUUUAAUUUUAAUUUAUUAAUUGAAUGAAAUCACAAAUUUUAUUAACUUAUUUUCUUGUAUAAUCCCAAUCAAUGAAAUUUAUAGCCAAUUGUUCAUUUUUAACCACAAUGAUAUUCUUAGAUCACUAGUCUGACAACUGUAAUUUCACUCAAUCAAAAAAGAGGCUUUUUCUCUCAUAACAUCUAAUUAUAUUAUGAAGAGCUCUUUUGUUCCUCAAUUAUCAGAUAAACGAAAUUAUUAUUUCCAUAAUUCGUAAUAAUAUUAUGUUAUAAUUUGUUGUCUUAUUUAUGGGUUAUAUAGUGCACUGGUAUGAAUUGUUGAAAUAUAAAAUAUUCUUGAG